Mixia osmundae IAM 14324 is the source of this 300-nucleotide messenger RNA. RefSeq lists its product as uncharacterized. Gene Ontology annotation, biological process: proton motive force-driven ATP synthesis. The transcript has 5 exons. The record is from RefSeq and is a predicted model, not a curated record. Lineage: Eukaryota; Fungi; Basidiomycota; Mixiomycetes; Mixiales; Mixiaceae. Bases 1 to 300 code for a protein of 99 amino acids.
AUGGUCCGAGUGUGCUCGGACAGCCAAGCCGGACAAGCGCAUCCGCAGGCCGACCGUCAGACCGCAAUGUCGUACGUCAUCGCAGGCCGCAAGGUCCUCAACGAGCAUCUCGCGCUGGCAACGUUUGGCGUCACCGGCUUAGGAGUCUACCUGUCCAUGAGAGGCGGUCCUGCGAAAGAUGCAGCGGGCAAGCCAAAGCCUAUCAUCACCGCAGACAGCAGUGACGAGAGCAAUUACAUCAAGAGCUACGUCGAGAACAUGGAACGGGAAGAAGCGGCUAAGAAGCAGCUCAAGAAAUAG